AUGCAGAUGAAACUGGGUUAUACUGGAAGAGAAUGUGGACGAAAUCCCUUGUCUCUAAAAAAGAAAUGGCAGCGCCUGGAUUCAAAGCAAGCAAAUCCCGAACAACAGCCAUGUCUUUCAACCUAUGGAAAAGGGGUGAUCGAAGCCUUCAAACGUUACUACGCGUUGCUUCGUAGUGUCCUUAUCGGCCAAGAAAAAGAUGAGACAAUUCUUGAAAUCUACAAAGGUAUUAACUUGAAAAAUGCUGUUUACAUGGCAGCAGAAGCGUGGACUAAUGUCAAAGCGACUACUCUAAAGAAAUCCUGGAAUAAGCUUUGUCCAGCAGUUGAAUCCGAAGCUAGCCUUACAUCGGAAGAGCCAACAAAUGAAAACUUUGUUUCAGAAAUGGUUGAGUUGAUGAAAGAGGUUCCAGGAUUUGAAGAAUGUGAUCAAGAAAAUGUGCAUGAAUGGCUAAAAUUUGACGAGGAUGAUCCUGGCUACGAAUUGUUGACAGAGGAUGAUAUAGUAGCACAGGUUGAAGUUCCUGAAGAUGACGACGAUUAUGACAAAAUUAGUGAUGACAUCGUCUCAGCUGAAAAAUGUCCGUCCAAUGAAGAAGCCUUUAAAUGCUUUGAGACUGUUAUUAAAUGGUUGGAACACCAAGACGAAUGCGAUUCUGUGCAGUUGCUGUCUUUAAAACGCCUAAGAGAUUUGGCGGCAAAAAGACGAGUCUCAAAACUUAAGCAAACAAAUAUGUUCGACUUUUUUUUAGAUUAG
Messenger RNA from Anastrepha obliqua, 756 nucleotides. RefSeq names its product jerky protein homolog-like. The coding region runs from base 1 to 756 and encodes 251 amino acids. Lineage: Eukaryota; Metazoa; Arthropoda; Insecta; Diptera; Tephritidae. The transcript has 2 exons. The record is from RefSeq and is a predicted model, not a curated record.